Messenger RNA from Penicillium coprophilum, 2007 nucleotides. Its product is annotated as putative pyruvate carboxylase. NCBI's taxonomy places the organism in Eukaryota, Fungi, Ascomycota, Eurotiomycetes, Eurotiales, Aspergillaceae. The record is from RefSeq and is a predicted model, not a curated record. The transcript has 2 exons. Bases 1 to 2007 code for a protein of 668 amino acids. Gene Ontology annotation, molecular function: ATP binding; metal ion binding.
AUGUCAUCCCCGCACUCACGGCCCAUCAAGCGAUUGUUGGUCGCCAACAGAGGAGAAAUUGCCGUUCGUAUCCUCCAUGCAGCACGAGAAUUACCUGAGCCAAUCGAAACAUUCAGUCUCUACACAUCAGACGACCAAUCACACUGCGAUUUAGGGAGACCGCAGCAUGCGAUUGAAAUUCCGUCAGCGUCAUCAUAUCUCGACAUUUCUCUUCUGAUAGAUAUAGCCCAAAAACACUCUAUACAUGCCGUGCAUCCUGGAUAUGGAUUUCUCAGCGAGAGCGCCGAGUUUGCGUAUCGCAUGUGGCACGAAGCCGGGUCUCUUGUCAUUGGACCUGGAUGGGAAAAUCUCGCCCGAACGGGUGAUAAGCUCCAGGCAAAACAGCUAGCGCAACAAUGCGGCGUCCCUGUAUUAGAAGCCAUGAGCCAACCUACCACCAACGUGAACGAAGCACGGGAGUUUGCGACGAAAGUUGGAUUCCCAGUCAUGAUCAAGGCCGUUGAUGGUGGGGGCGGUCGGGGGAUUCGCCUCGUUCGUGAGGAGCAUGGGCUGGAUAAUAGUAUUCAGAGAGCGAUCGGCGAGUCACCAUCUCGGACUGUCUUUGUUGAGAAAGCUGCUGUGGACGGGUUUCAUCAUGUUGAAAUUCAGAUUGUUGGUGAUGGGACGGGUCAGGUGCGGCAUCUAUGGGAAAGAGACUGCAGUGCUCAGCGGCGGUUUCAGAAGGUGGUCGAAUGCGCCCCGGCUUUGAUGCGGGAUAGAGCUUUGGUUGGGCAAGUGAUCGAGUCGGCGCUCACGAUGGCAAGUAAAAUCUGUUAUCAAUCAUUGGGGACAUUUGAGUUUCUGGUCAGUGAACAGCGUGGAGAAUUUUACUUCUUGGAGGUGAACCCGCGUCUGCAAGUCGAGCAUACUAUUACCGAAUCUAUCAGUGGGGUAGACCUUGUGCAGACACAGCUUCUUCUCGCCCAGGGCUACAAGUUGCAUGAGCUGGGGCUCGGGGCUGAGGUCAUUCCAAGUCAUCCUCCGCCAAAUGCCUUUGCAAUCCAACUCAGGCUGUGUGCUGAAGACCCAGGCAACGAGUUUUCCCUUAGCAUUGGCAAAAUCACUGGGUUUACCGUACCUAGUGGCCAUGGAAUCCGGGUGGAUACCCAUGUCAGUGUUUCCGGCCCUCCACUGGUUGUGGGUUCCAACUUCGACAAUCUGUUGGCCAAGAUAAUCGUGACUGCACCCACGUGGGAAGCAUCCGUUAGAAAAGCCCAGCGGGUUUUAGCUGAUUCUAGGGUUGACGGUGUGAAAACUAAUAUUAGCCUUCUACGAGGGAUCGUGGCUCAUUCUGAUUUCAUGGCUGGCAAAGUCGACACACAAUGGCUUGGGUUCAACCUCGACACAGUACUCCAGCAAGGGGAGAACAUAUCAAAGAGUAUUCAGAGGCUAGAUAGCCCAGCCGCCCCUUCACAGCAAGCAAUCACCCAAAGUGGACUACCAGCACCUAAUCUCUUAUUUCGAAAAGGAGAUGCAUGGUCAAUCACGUUGGAACCUCUGUCGAAGGAUGCCCAACCAUCGGACAAAGUCUUCCACCAUCUGCGUAUGUCCCGGAUGCUACGCAAUGACUUCCCAACUUCACUCACUGCCGAAAUUGAAUAUACGACUCCAACCUCGCAGGGCGCAAUCCCCUAUCGAAUGCAACUCGAAACAACUACGACUGCUGCAUCAGCAUUAGUAUCCUCGUCGCAUCGACGAGGUGAUCCAAAGAACCCUCAUCACAUAAUCCUCCCUCUCUCAGGCAAAUUGAUUGAGAUACUGGUCUUGGAUGGAGAGGAUGUUGUUGAAAAUCAGGUCCUGGCUUUCGUCAAGCAGAUGAAGAUGGAGCUCGAAGUACGAAGCCCUCGAAGUGGUCGGGUCAAAUGGGUUUAUGAAAUGGAAGACGAAGAGGAGGAUGUCGCUGAGGGUAUGCUUUUGGUUGAGUUGGAGCCGGACAAUGGCAAAGUGGAAGUCCGGGGCAAGUUGUAG